Messenger RNA from Apis cerana (Asiatic honeybee), 5470 nucleotides. RefSeq lists its product as uncharacterized. The record is from RefSeq and is a predicted model, not a curated record. NCBI's taxonomy places the organism in Eukaryota, Metazoa, Arthropoda, Insecta, Hymenoptera, Apidae.
UAUACAAUAAUAAUAUAUUAUAUCGAGCUGAUUUAUGUAUUUCAUCGGUAGUCAGUCAGUAACAAUACUGCGUCAGAAAUUCUUUUCCGUUACCGGCAAGAUAAAUACACUGUAGCCGGCUGCGAUAUGGUGUUAGUGAGGGCCACAUGGAAUAAAAUGCAGACACGCAUUGGUUGUGUUUUAUACAACCUUGCUUCCUAUUGGUUAAACCUCGUGGGUCUUAUCGGAUUACUUGACUAUGACUACGUGGCGUUGCCAUACUGCGAUGUUGGGUCUACCAAAGUUUCAGUUUUCUGUGUUACGUUGAAUUGAAUUGAAGAGAAAAAGUAAUACUAUGCGUUUUCAUUUUCUUACCUAUUAGCUAGAAACGAUUAUUUUUAUAAUUAUUAUACUUAAAAAGUCAAUUUAUAAUCAUAAUAGUGGGGAUAGAAUAUGUAUUUGGCAACAUUGGGAUUACGUCAUCUGAUGCAACUUUGUUUACUUAUGUUGUUCAUAUAUUUUGCAGAUUUAAUAUUAUUUCUUCAUGUUGUUUGAUAAAAGUUUUGUCUUUUUUCAAUAAUUUUAUGUAAUCUGGAAAAAAAUCUUUAUAUUUGAAGUUUGAAGAUCUAUAAUUUUUUCUUAAGGAUUCAUGAAUUUAGAAGAUGGCGCCACAUAUACAACGGGACUACCACAGCAUUGGAGAUCCAAGUAGAUACUCAUUGAGGACAUUCAGGCAUGGUGAAAAACAUUGUCUACAAUCUCACAAUUUUGACGUAUCGAAAGUAAAUGGAAAAGAAGAUUUUUUUCGUUGUAUGGGUCUUCAAAUGAAAAGAUAUCAGUACAAAUACAAAAUGCCAAAUAGUGAUCAUAAGGUUAAAAAAAUUAAUAUUCCCACUGGUGUAACAUUACGUGAUUGCCGUGUUAUUAUCCUGGGGGCAACAUGUGAAUUAUGCGGGAAGUGUUUUAAAUGUAAAACAGAUUUGAAUAUACAUAAUUCGUUAAAACAUCAAAGACGUGAAAAAAUUCAUAUAGCUAUAAAAGGGACACAAUGUAGUGAAAACGAUAUUGAUGUGUGGGAAGAAAUUCCAAAAUCUUUAAAUUAUACAACAAUUGAAUCUAAUAAAAAUUUUAUAACAAAACUACAUAAAAAAUUACAUUUAACUUUAAAAAUAGGAAAGGAAGUUAUCUCUAAGAUAUCGGUAAAGCGGAAACAUUUAAAAAGAAAGAAAAUUAACAUACAUACACAAACUGAGCUACAUUGUGAAAGUGAAUUAAUUACAGGUGAGAAUGAGUAUGAAAGUGUCGUUUCUCGUAUCGAUCCUUCUGUGUUCUGUAAUAGUCCUUGUCUACGUUGCAACUCCUGUAUACACGUGGUAGAAAGUUCGAAUCGAUAUGUGGCUGGCAACAUUGUAGCAGAUAAGCAAGUAGUUUACGGAAACAGUAUAAUGCAAGAAGAAAAUCAUAUUUCGAAUAGACUAUCAUGUGCAACAUGCACAAACGAAAAGUGUAGCGUUGUUCAUGAAUGCAUUUCUUCGUCACAUGUGAAAUGUGAUUAUAAUAAAACGAAAGAUGAGCUACAAAAUAAUAAUUUAUCAGAAAGUACAGAUAUUUCGUCAAAACCAACUAGACAAACUUGUCUGCAAAAUAAAAACGAAAAUAAGAAAGAAACAGACAUUAAUGCAAAUCAGAUACAAAAAGAUUUUAUUAUAAAUGAGAUAGAAAAAUACGCAUCUGAAAACUUACAGGAUAUUUCUAAUAAAAUACAAGUAAUAGUACCAUUAAUUAUGCCAAUAAUCGUGCCAAAUACAAAUGUUUCAAGUUCACCUAUUAAAUUAACAAUACAAUCAAUGCCAAUAGAACAAAAAGAACAACAGCAAUCAUUACAACCAGAAGAAGGACAACAAUAUUAUCUUCAACAAUCGCAAGAAAAACAAAAACAAUCGCAACAAUAUUCACAGCUGCAACAAGAUCAACAAAUGAAACAAAAACAAGAACAAUUUCAAGAACAGCAAAAACAAUUGCAACAAUGCUCACAACAACAAAAUCAGCAAAUGAAGCAAGAAUCACAGCAAUAUUUACAACAAAAUCAGCAAAUGAAGCAAGAAUCACAGCAACAUUUGCAACAAAAUCAGCAAAUGAAGCAAGAACAACAAGAUCAGCAAAUGAAACAAGAACAACAACAUUUGCAACAAGAUCAGCAAAUAAAACAAGAACAACAGCAAUAUCUCCAGAAACAAUUGGAAGGACAACAAAGUCAGCAUCAGCAACUACUACAAGAAAAGCAAAUGAAGCAAGAACAACAGCAACAUUUGCAACAAAACCAGCAAAUGAAACAAGAACAACAGCAAUAUCUCCAGGAACAAUUGCAAGAACAAAAAAGUCAGCAUAAACAACUAUUACAAGAACAGCAAAUAAAGCAAGAUCAGCAGCAAUAUCUACAGGAACAACAACAACUUAAGAAAAUUUCUAUUCUUACUAUCAAAGACGAUGUUAAUAACGAAAUAGAAGAAGUAUUACGAAUUGUUAGAGGACGUAUCAUUAAUACAGAGAUCAAUCAUGAAUCACCAACUCGAUUCGAACAAGAGAUGUUGGUACAAGACGCCAUUAGAGAUAUGAAGAGAAUGGAAGCGCAAGGCUGGCACUUGCUAGAAAAGAAAAUAAGCGGAUCCAUAAUGAAAAAGAAACGGAAUAUAAAAUCUAAUAUCAAAUGUAGCAAUGCAAACGAUGAAUAUGCCAAAAGAAAGAAAAAUAUUGUAACUGAAUCAAAUACCGAAUAUAGAAAUUUAAAUAAAGAAAAAUAUAUUUCAAAUGUAAAGGAACAUACGAAAAUACAAAAUAAUAAUAAUGUGGUAUCAUUAUGUGCAUCGGAUAAUACAAAAGAAAAUUUAAUGACAUGUAAUGAAAAUAUCAAUACAACAUCUGAAAUGUUACGACAAUAUAAUAUUAAUUAUUGCAAUGAUAUAUUCGAGAUAAAGUACAAUACGGAGAAUAUUCGAGAAUCUAUUAGCCGAUUUCUUGCCCCAUGUUCCGGUGGAAUGGAAAAUAGAAGUAAUGUACCGGUCGUAAUAGAUCUAGUCAACGGUACCGAUGAAUAGUAAUGAAAACGGAAAUGAUGCGUCCGAUGAAUAAUGAUAGAGCUUUAUAAAAAUGAUAUUAAAAAAUGAUAAUGAAUUCGUAUAUGAAACGAAAAUGUUAAAAUAUAUUUGUUAUGAAUAAUUUUCUAAUUUUUAAUAUUGAUUUUAAAAUACUUUUUUUCUGGUGUAUCUGAUUGAAGGAAAUUGAUUAAAUGAUUAAAUAUAAAAGAUAUUAAAAGAUAAUUUUUAGUAAUAACAUUGAGAAAUUCUGAAAAAUUUCUGAUGACGAAAUUGUUAAAUGGAAAUUUGUAUAAUAGUAUACAAAUAUAAAUAUUGUAUAUUUUUUGUACAAAUCAUUUCCAAUAUGAAUUUACAAAGAACAAUAUAUCGUCAGUAUUAUUUCAUCAUAAAAUAUGAAAUAUAUGAGAUCUCGUUAUUUAUGAAUAAUAAUGCCAAUAGGAUUUCAAUUUUUAAAAAAUCGAAUAUUUUAAGAAUAAUUCAAAGAAUUGCUAUUUUGAAAUAUUAUAAUAUUUUAAUUAAUCUUUCCAAAAUUUUUCUCAAUCAUAAUUUAAAUUAUUAUUAGUAUAAAUAAUGAUAAAUAAUCCUUUUAAUAGUUAAAUUUAUCAUUUUUAUUUUUUAUUUCCGUUUAGAUCAGACAUAUAUAUAUAUAUAUAUGUAUUGAUGUUGAAUAAGUAUGAGUGAUAUUUCUUAAUAAGUAUAUAAUUAUACAGUUUAGCUGAAUUUUGAUUAUUUCAUUAUCACAUAGCUUUAUUUUAUCACUAAAAACAAAAAAUUAGACGAAGGAGUAAUAUUAAAAAAGUAAUACAUUUUUUAUCGUUUAAAAAAAAAGAAAAAUAUACAUAAAAAUGCAUCCAUAAUAAUAAACAUACCGUCACUUGACAUAUCAUCUUUUAUUGAUAUAAACACAUCGCAACGAUAAAUAAUUAACAUAGGUGAACUGGCUAAAAAACUACUUUCUUAUGAAUAAGUAAUAGAUCUGAAAUAUUUCAACAAAUAUAUCAAAACAUUUCGCAAAAAUCAUUAUAUCAUUUGUUAAUAUCUAUUCGUAAAAAAUUUGAACAAUUCGAAGGAAUUAUAUAAUAUCUAUUGAUAAUAUCAAAUUAUAUUAGCUGUUAUUGCAAUAUAUUUAUAUUAAUAGUUAUGUAAUGGUCACAUGUUUUUUAGGGACGCAUAUAUUUAAAUGAAAUUCUAUUUAAUAAUAAUAAUUUUGUUGUUUUUUUUUUUAAUAAUUUACAUUACUUUUUCAAUCUCUCCUAAUCGAUUUCUUGUUUUAAUGAUGAAAUAAAACUACAGUAAAAUUGAAACUGAGAAAACUGCAUAAUUAUCAUUUAAUUGUUGUGUUCCAUUCUAUUGUACACGAAUCACAACAAUAAUUACAUUAGUAAUUAUUAUUGCCAAAUAUUAUAAUACUGUAAAAUGAUAUUACUUUUAUAUAUUUAUUAUAUUCUCUUGGAAAAAGAGAAAUGAGAUAUGCUUUUUUUCUGUACAAAUAAUAUCGUAAAUAAGUGUAAUAACCACUAAAUCAUUUUAUAUUAUGUUACUGUUUAAUGUGCGAUAUACAUAUAUUAAUAAUUUUGUAUUUUUUGUAAUAAAUGUUCUUAAAAAAAAUUAUUACACAAUUAUUUAAUAUAUGACAAUAAAUAUUUUUCAGAAAUUUAUGAAAAAUGUUUUUAAAAUUUCGGCAUUCCAAUUAUAUAUGGAAUUAACAUUAUGUGACUGAUUUAAAGUGCCGAAUAUGAUUCAUUUUAACACAUUUAAGAAAAAAAGUUUCCAUAAUCUAUUAUAAACUAUAGAUUAUAGACAUUAAUCUUAUAUACAGAUUAGAUAUAACAGUAUUAAAAAAAUGUUAAAAAAUAAAAACGAAUGAUGCAAUUCUUAUUUUAUACUUUAUCGAUGAUCUUAUCGAAAGAAUUUGAAUUUACAAUUUGUUUAUGCUUAACUCCUAUUUUUAAUAAUUAUUACAUUCUCACGACAUUUUAAUAUCAUAAGAAUUUUGUUUAUCUUUACAUCGAAAUCGAUACAUUCGUAAAUAUCGAGAACAAAAUGAUUGAUGAUGACAGUUGAAAUCAGCAAUGCAAAGAACGUUAAUUCAGACCAAUAGAAAAAUUUCAUUAUCAUAAUAAUAACUAAAAAAAAAGUUAUUAUAUAAAAUAAUAGUUAAUGUUUUCUAAACUGAUUAAAUCAAGUUAAUAAUCUUUCUAUUUUUCGAAAUUCUUUCACAUAUGUCACAUUGAAACAAUUACAACGAAAGAUAUACUACUUUUAAUUACGACAUAGAAAACACGUAAAAUAUAUUAUCGAUUAAAUAUGACAUUAUCGUUAAAUACAACAUUAUUGAAAUUAAUAUACGUAUUGUGCAACUUAUUUUUCGAAAUAAACGUGUGAUUAAAAAAUUA